GACCCUUUUCUCGCACGCAGUGCUGAAUCAGUAAGGCAAUUGCUGCCUCUCUUUUCUCACCUGUCGAUCUUUCGUAAACCGCUGUGCGCAAGCCCUUUCACGGCUCUUAGCCGGCCUAAGCUGGUGAGCGAGACCCUGGCCUGCCCGGGCCUUUUUCGUGUCGCUAAGCUCGAGCUGUACGGUCGUGUCGUUGGUCGUUCCGAUCCGUGUGCACAAUUCUUAAGCCAGCCCAGUCCAUUAGUGGAAUCGUUUCAGGUUUCGUGCCGUUAAGCAAAACCCAUACCGCCACCAUGGAUCCGGAGGCGUUCCUUGAUAUCGCCAACCAGGUGAUCAAGCUUAAGAUGUUUCCGUACUUUGACAUCGCACACAGCCUGCUCUGUGCGCUGUCGGUCAAGGAGGAUCUCGGUGCUGGUGCACACACGUUUUCGCGCAAGCACCCGCUCGCCUGCUGGCUGUCGACGAUGCUGGUCGUCUUUGCCGGUGGCAUGGUUGCAAACGGACUGCUGGGUGAGCCAAUUUUGGCCCCGCUCAAGAACACACCCCAGCUCCUGGUAGCCACGGCCUGCUGGUACAUCGUCUUCUACACGCCGUUCGACAUCGGCUACAAGGUAGCCAAGUUCCUGCCGAUCAAACUGGUGGCAAGUGCCAUGAAGGAGAUCUACCGUGCGAAGAAGAUUCACGACGGUGUGACACACGCUGCCAAGCUGUAUCCGAAUGCGUUCAUCAUCAUGAUCAUUAUCGGUACAUUGAAGGGCAACGGUGCCGGUUUCACCAAGCUGAUCGAGCGCUUGAUUCGUGGUGUGUGGACUCCCACGGCAAUGGAGUUCCUACAGCCAAGCUUCUACACCAAGGCAUCCCUGAUCGCCUCGAUCAUCUUCGUGCUGGACAAGAAAACGGACCUGAUUUCGGCCCCGCACGCGCUCGUUUAUUUCGGCAUUGUCAUCUUCCUGGUUUACUUCAAGCUGUCGUCGAUUCUACUCGGCAUACACGAUCCGUUCGUGCCGUUCGAGAAUCUAAGCUGCGCCCUGCUGUUCGGUGGCAUCUGGGACAGUUUGGCCAAGAUUUUGGGCCGUGGUCAGGCGAAGGAAGAACCGAAGGAUGCGAAAAAGUCCAACUAAGCGCACAGCGCCAUUGGCAGAAAGCUUCUUUUUGGGUUUUCUCCAUCUCUCGACGUGUAGCGUAAAUGUAGGAUUUUUGAUUUUCGAAAGUAGUUUCUUCAUUUUAUUUUUAUUUAAUUUUUGUGUUUGAUAAUCGGUUGCGUUUUUUUAACUAAACGUGGUAUUGCUUAUUCUUAAUUGCUUAACAUCUUUUUUUUUUAUAAAAAGAAGUAAAGCGGGAGAAAAAGGAGAAUGCGAGAGCGUGCGUUUUUAAACGCGAACGUGAUACGCAAAUUACCGGCCAGAUCAGUCACACGGUCACACACACACACACACGAUCACGGCAAACAUCACGCAAACGCGCGACACACGCAGUUGUACUGCGCUUAGCAGCUAACAUUCUAAUUUAAGCGCUUGAUGAAAAUGUACGGUCGGUCUAGGGUAAUAGGGUUCGCAGCACGUUUUGUUUUUAAUACUUUUGCCGCUUGCCAUCAGUGACCGGAUUAUCACCGGAUGUGAUGUUUAUCCCAAAACCAUACCAAAGGAAAAACACGUGCUUAGUAGACACUGGCUUUAGUUUAUGAUUAUUAUUCUAACGAUUUAAUUUUGUCCUAUUAUGUUUUAUCUAGUCGGGCUAGAUAGAUAUGCGUAGGCAGCAGCAGACUUAUGCGUAUGUAGCAAUAUAGCUAGUCGAUUUACGUUUAUUUGUGAUUUUUUUUUAACGAACCCGUACGGUAAUGCAACAGCCGAGCAAGUGAACAAACUUAAAUGUAAGCAAAACAAACAACAAAAAGCACACCCACAUAACAGUGGGUGGUAUGUGGGUAGUCCUUUUUCUGGGUGGCACUGGUGAUUUCCGGUGCGGUGAGUUACGCCCCCCCCCCCCCCCCCCCCUCGAACGAAGUUUACCAUCGACAACAGAGCUACACACAGAGAUACACGCCCGAACAUAAAAAGACUUAAUUAACUUUUACUAGACAUGGACAAAAAAGGGUUUCUUUAUCGUUUGUUUCCCUCAUACAUGAUGGAAAUGUGAAUGAAAGGGAAAGCUCUUGCUACAAAAUAAUACCCUUUACCAGAGCUGUCCGUCAGCUUGGAUAGGAUGAGUCCGUAACGAAACGAAAACUUGUACACGUAUUGGAAGGAGUUUAUUAUAGCGUUAGCUUGAGCUAUCAGUAUGACAAGCAAAAACGAAGCAAUAAAGAAACAUGCUGUGAUUCCAGGCAACAAAAACAAUUUCUCGUUGAAUAACACGCAAGAAACGUUAUCCACAGGAUAGGUUACAAAUCCGUUUCCUCGAAUCUCGGUCUAGGUCUAGGUUUGAUCAUGAUUCCUGCAUCAACAGGAGUUUGCGGAGCUCAUCUUAAGCACAAAUUCACAUUAUAAUGCGCCUCCAGAUUUCAUUACUUAAGUUGUUGACCCAGCGGCGGAUUAAACGGUAAGCGGAGUAGGCAGUGGAGGAUCAAUCCCCUUGGAGGCCCAGGGCGGAAUUAUAAAUGGGUCCUCUAAUUUCAAAAACGAUGAAAUGAGGGGCAUUGAGGCCCUUGACAUAAGGCAAAACUAAAGGCGCAGUAAGAAGGGGCUCCUGAACUCACUUUGAAUC
Messenger RNA from Anopheles moucheti, 2700 nucleotides. Its product is annotated as trimeric intracellular cation channel type 1B.1. The record is from RefSeq and is a predicted model, not a curated record. Gene Ontology annotation, biological process: potassium ion transmembrane transport. The coding region runs from base 291 to 1118 and encodes 275 amino acids. NCBI's taxonomy places the organism in Eukaryota, Metazoa, Arthropoda, Insecta, Diptera, Culicidae. The transcript has 4 exons. Gene Ontology annotation, molecular function: potassium channel activity; identical protein binding. Gene Ontology annotation, cellular component: membrane.